This is a messenger RNA of Micropterus dolomieu (smallmouth bass), 1274 nucleotides long. RefSeq names its product superoxide dismutase 2, mitochondrial (gene sod2). Gene Ontology annotation, cellular component: mitochondrion. NCBI's taxonomy places the organism in Eukaryota, Metazoa, Chordata, Actinopteri, Centrarchiformes, Centrarchidae. Gene Ontology annotation, biological process: superoxide metabolic process. The transcript has 5 exons. The record is from RefSeq and is a predicted model, not a curated record. Gene Ontology annotation, molecular function: metal ion binding; superoxide dismutase activity. Bases 108 to 803 code for a protein of 231 amino acids.
GUCACACCCCCACGUGACCAUGAAUGGUACGGUCGCCUUCGCUGUCAAGUUGAAAUUGCACAUUUGAAGGGCAGUUACCAGUGUGUCGGCUCUGUCCUGUCUACCUUAUGAGCACUGUCGUGAACAUGCUUUGCAGAGUUGGUCAGAUACGCAGAUGCGCAGCCAGCCUCAGCCAAACUGUAAACCAGGUAGCUGCAUCCAGGCAGAAGCACACGCUCCCUGACCUGACCUACGACUAUGGUGCCCUGGAGCCCCACAUCAAUGCAGAAAUAAUGCAGCUGCACCACAGCAAGCACCAUGCCACUUAUGUCAACAACCUUAACAUCACAGAGGAGAAAUAUCAGGAGGCACUAGCGAAGGGAGAUGUGACGACCCAGGUUGCCCUCCAGCCUGCUCUGAAGUUUAAUGGAGGAGGCCACAUUAACCACACGAUCUUCUGGACAAACCUCUCUCCAAAUGGUGGAGGCGAGCCACAGGGAGAUCUGAUGGAGGCCAUUAAGCGGGACUUUGGCUCCUUCCAGAAGAUGAAGGAGAGGAUGUCUGCUGCGACAGUGGCAGUGCAGGGCUCGGGCUGGGGCUGGCUGGGCUUCGAAAAGGAGAGUGGAAGACUUCGGAUCGCUGCUUGUGCUAACCAGGAUCCCCUGCAGGGAUCUACAGGUCUCAUUCCCCUUCUUGGAAUCGAUGUAUGGGAGCAUGCCUACUACCUUCAGUACAAAAAUGUGCGUCCAGACUAUGUUAAGGCUAUCUGGAAUAUCAUCAACUGGGAGAAUGUGAGCGAGCGUCUCCAGACUGCCAAAAAGUAGAAUCUAAACCUCAGAUAACAAUAAUAACCCCUUUCACCCUGAGCUGUACCUGGAUCAAAUAGUAAAUCCAAACAAUGUUUAGUUUUACCUUUCAUGGAUGGAUCAGCGGCAACAAAGUUGAUUAACUUGUUAAAAUACUUCCUAUAUUGUUGCAGAUUACAUUGUCUUUGUGGCAAACAUACCACACAGGUUAAAGCAAAUUAUUUGCAAGUGCUUUUUAUCUCAGGCCUGUUCCCUACCACCAGACUUCAUGCAAGCACACAAAUUGGCCUCCCUUCACAUCAAGGCUAGCUUUUGUCAGUCAAACCCAAAUAUUGGCUGCCAUACAUGUAAAAUAGGUGUCAGAUACCCCAAGUGCAUAUUCAAUAAGCUUUGUCAUUGUCCGAAUAACUCCCACUAAAAUCAGAUUGUGUUAUUGCAGUCCAUGUUUUUGGUGUAUUAUAAUAAAAUUAUAAGAAUUCAAUUGUAAAA